Messenger RNA from Nematolebias whitei (Rio pearlfish), 3441 nucleotides. It is a transcript of the gene rgma, whose product is annotated as repulsive guidance molecule BMP co-receptor a. The transcript is spliced from 4 exons. The record is from RefSeq and is a predicted model, not a curated record. Gene Ontology annotation, molecular function: coreceptor activity. Gene Ontology annotation, biological process: BMP signaling pathway. Bases 242 to 1588 code for a protein of 448 amino acids. NCBI's taxonomy places the organism in Eukaryota, Metazoa, Chordata, Actinopteri, Cyprinodontiformes, Rivulidae. Gene Ontology annotation, cellular component: plasma membrane.
AGCAGCAGCAGGACUCCUCUCCUCUCUGGACCUCAUGUCUCAUCAUCAUGGCUCCGCUCAGAUCCACUUCCUGUGAAAUGAGUGGACGUUUGCGCGUGCACGGACUGCACCGAGCCGCUGAGUGGAUUUAAACUCGGAUUGCUGUGAUUCUUUUUUUUUUUUUUGUCCUUCUUCUUUUUUGUGUUAAAGAGGAGUCGCUCCUGUUUGCAGUCCUCCGGGUUCCUGCAGAACUCCAGAGCCCAUGCAGUCUCAAAGGGAGAGGAGUGAAGCGCGACCCCGAGCUGGAUGGAUGGUUAUGGGGGAAAGAGGGAGACCCUCCUCGGUGCUUGAAGUGUGCAGAGUCCUCGCUGUGCUUUUCUCACUUUUCCCCUCCGUGAGUCUGCAGUGCAAGAUCCAGAAGUGCAACACUGAGUAUUUGACCUCGCCCUUGAACUCUGGACCGGAGAAGGACACGUGCGCGGCGCUGCGAGUCUACUACAGCUGCGUGGUCCGGACGACGCGCUCCUGCAGGGGCGACCUGUCGUAUCACGCCACCAAGCAUGGCAUCGAGGACUUGAUGAAACAGAACAACUGCUCGAAGGACGGGCCCACGUCCCCGCCUCGGGCCAGGACCCCGCUUCCUCCGCCGCCGCUUCCUCCGGUCCUGACCGACAGCCAGGAGCGCUCCGAUGGGCCCGAGGUGUGCCACUACGAGCGCAGUCUUCCGCGCAACACGGCAUCGCCCAACUACACCCAUUGCGGCUUCUUCGGGGACCCGCACCUGCGGACGUUUGGCGACGACUUUCAGACGUGUAGGGUGGAAGGAUCCUGGCCCCUGAUCCACAACAAGUUCCUGUCGGUGCAGGUGACCAACUCCCCUGUGCUGCCAGGCUCGAUGGCCACAGCAACGAGCAAGCUGACAAUCAUCUUCAGGAGUUUCCAGAAAUGCGUGGAGCAGAAAACGUACCACGCCGAGACGGACGAGCUGCCCGCCGCCUUCGCCGACGGCUCCAAGAACGGAGGCGACCCCAACGGAGGCAACACCCUGCGCGUGGUGGAGAAGGUCCCCGGGCAGCACGUGGAGAUCCAGGCCAGGUACAUCGGGACGACCAUCGUGGUGCGGCAGGUCGGCCGCUACCUCACCUUUGCCGUGCGCAUGCCCGAGGAGGUCGUGAACUCUGUGGAGGAAGGCGAUAACCAGGACUUGUACUUGUGCCUCCACGGCUGUCCCUCCAACCAGCGCAUCGACUUCAGGAACUUUAAAGCUGGAGCGGCGGAGGCUCACGGCACGGUCCGAACCAGGAGCGGCGCCGGGACGCACGGCUUCACCUACCAGUCGGCUAAGGCCAAGUGCAAAGAGCGCCUUCCAGUGGAGGAUCUGUACUUCCAGUCCUGCGUGUUCGACCUCCUCUCCUCUGGAGACAUAAACUUCACCAUGGCGGCCUACUACGCCUUUGAGGAUGUAAAAAUGCUGCACUCCAACAGCAAAAGAUACCACAUCUAUGAAAACAACGCUCUGAGCGCCGCCGCAAACCCACACAAAGACCCACGUGUGGUUUUCCUCCUGGCCGUCUUACUGUGGACCGCGUGUUGCACAGUCCCCCUGUAGUCUGUUCACACCGGUGUCUUCAUGUCGUUUAGGUCAGUAGAUGUUAAAGUAGCGUCUCUGUGUCGUGUACCAGCCUCACACUUCUGCCGUGGCUUUGUGUGUUGACCGGUGGUCUGAGCCCGCCCAGCUCCAGGUCUCAUUUUAGUCGUGUAGCCUCAUCUGGACGUCAGGCUGACAACAAGACGGGCUCACCUCCCGCCCGUCUAUCAUCACGUGCAUUUAGCCGCUCUUAAUCUUUGAACAGAGCAGCUCUGGAUUUCUACCUGGGAUUAAAUCCCCACGUUCUCACCAGCGCUGCAUGCCUGUGGGAAGCUGGACAAGAUGAUGUUUUGCAGAAAGAGGGGUUCACUGAUCCCUCUCCUGCUGAUCCGCACAAUGGUGCCAAGCCAGGGAAGCUCUGCGUGGCUCGUGCGGCAAAGCUGGAGGACCUGACAGGAGCUUUUGUUAACCUUCUAGGCCAGAAGCAGCUCCAUGUUUGAUUAGUUUUCAGCUUUGGAGACAGAAAAACGGAGCUUUAUGGAGGAAGCACCCAGCCAGAGGGAUGUCAGAGCAGCGUCUCCAGCCGUCUGCUGUGGAGAUUAAUGGGUCACAUUGUUAGAGUGUGUGUGUGUGUGUGUGUGUGUGCGCGUGUGUGUGUGCACUAGAACAAUAUGUGUGCCGAAUCCAGCAUCUGUGGUUAAUUUUGUGUGUUUGAGAGUGCAGGAGUUUCCAGAUUUGUAUAAAAAGAGCACUCCGGUGGGAGACAUUUUUCUCAUUUUCUUUGUGUUGCACCCAUUUUUUUUCUUUUUGUUGUUGCAGAAAACAUAAAAAGACAGAGUCUGCUCAAACGGGCUCCAUCGGCCAAAUAGCAGACUCCAGUGGGAACUAAUGUAAAGCGGCGUUUACAUUAGUGCACGCACCAGUUUCAGGGACGUUAAAGGUCUCCUGCAUUGUUGGAGCGGACGUGUCGAUCAGCGUUCAGCUGCACCCAUGUGAAGAACGUCUGUCAACAGGUGGAGCGGUGCAGAAACUGCUGUUCCACACGUCACCUUGAGUCAGUGACGCGUCCACAGACUUCCAUUGUAACGACCCGGCUGAGCCGCAGUGACUAAGCAACGAGCAAAUGUCUGGGAACGUGGCUUAAAAAAAACACACACAAAAAAACCGCGCUCUUGUGCCAAGGUUUGUGUCACGCCUGAGUUUUCAUCUUGUAGCUCGGACGUUAGCAGGGUCUGUCUUUUUGUGUUUUGGUGAUCAAAUAUAAAAACCACAUCACGGUCCCUCAGCGUGCACGUCUUCCCCAUAAACGCCGAAGCACGGUUCUACGGUCGCCUAUCGAUCACGCUGAGUUGGAGUUGCGUGCCGUUCGACAACCACACGACUGUGAUGUUGAAUCUUGUUAAUAGACGUACUUUGUACUGCGUGUUUUACCAGUAUCCGUGUAUUUUGUGAAAUUGUACAUACGUGUCGUGAUACUGUGUUGAAUUUAUCUCCAGUUUUGUACUAAAUGUUUUGGUGAAUGUGAGCAUUUUGUAUGUUUUGUUUGAAAAGGGACCCCCCUUUUUUUGUUCAUUUCAACGACACGAGCGCCACAGAGCAGAUCGAUUGUCAGCGACGAGUCACUCGUUUUGUUUUUUUUUAAACAGCCCACCUUUCCUCAAAACGAGAGAAUGUAGGAAGAAAUGCUCUGCGGGGUUCAUGUUUUUGACUUUAAAGCACUUUAUGGGUUUUUUUUUAACUCUUGUUUUUGUGAUUAAAAUAAUUUUUUUAAAUCGUUGAAUGGGAUAAGCCUGAAAGAUCAAAGUGUGUUUUUAUGUAAAUCAUGUGGUUCCACGUGCCAGCUGUUGCUAAUGUAAGUUAUUUAUUGAAUAAAA